AUGAGUGAACAAUGUCAGAUGACUUGGGUUCCGGAUUCUGAAGAGGUAUUUGUGAAGGGACAGUUGAUUUCCACAAAGACUAUUAGAAACAAACAGAACAAGGAUGAGAACAUAUGUAUUGUGGUUGUGAAUGGGAAGGAGCGGGAAGUGCGAGAGGAUUUAACGGCUCCCGUUAAUCCAUCUACUUUUGAUAAGAUAGAUGAUAUGUCAGAAUUAACUCAUCUUAACGAGCCUUCUGUGUUGUACAAUUUGGAGAACAGAUACAAGGAUGAUUUGAUAUAUACGUAUUCUGGUCUUUUCCUUGUGGCUUUGAAUCCAUAUAGUAACAUCAGAAUAUACACUCAAGAAUAUGUGAACUUAUAUCAUGGGUCGCCUAAAGAGGACAACAAGCCGCAUAUUUUUGCAGUAGCGGAACAGGCUUAUAGGAAAUUGUUAACUCAGAAGCAAGACCAAUCGGUGUUGGUUACGGGGGAGUCAGGAGCGGGGAAGACGGAGAAUACUAAGAAAAUAUUGCAAUAUCUAGCUUCUAUUACGACGGAUGAGAAGCUACUUACGGUGAACACAGAGUCAUUUGAGAGGAAGAUAUUGCAGUCAAACCCUAUAUUAGAAUCGUUUGGUAAUGCGCAAACAGUUCGUAAUAACAAUUCAUCAAGGUUUGGUAAGUUUAUAAAAAUUGAGUUUGAUGAGCUGGGGAAGAUAAAUGGGGCUCAUAUCGAAUGGUAUCUAUUAGAAAAAUCGAGGGUUAUUCAACAAAAUGUGAGGGAACGUAAUUAUCAUGUUUUUUAUCAAUUGUUAUCUGGCAUGACCAAAGAGGAAUUAAAAAAAAUAGACUUAAUCUCUAAUUCAAUUUCAGAUUAUGCUUAUUUGCGGGAUUCAAACCCAUCAAUUCCAGGAGUUGAUGAUUGUAACGAUUUCCGUGAAUUAUUGGCAGCGUUCAAAGUUGUUGGAUUUUCGGAAGAUGAUGUUACUGAUAUUUUCAAAUGUAUUGCCAUUAUUCUACAUAUAGGUAAUGUACAAUUCCACUCUGACAGAACUGAACAGGCCUCGAUUAAAAAUGACAUUUCCAAACUAUGUAAGUUGUUAGGAGUGGAGGAGGCUGAGUUUAAAACAGCUGUUUUAAAACCCAAAUCUAAAGCGGGCAAGGAAUGGGUAUUUCAGGCAAAAAAUGCGGCACAGUCACGUUUCAUCCUAAAUUCCUUGUCGAGGUCUUUAUAUGAGAAGCUUUUUAGUCAUAUUGUCCACAGAAUCAACAAGAAUUUGGACCAUGGUGCAGUAACAGAAAAUUACAUUGGGUUACUCGAUAUCGCAGGUUUUGAAAUUUUUAAGGACAACUCAUUUGAACAAUUGUGUAUUAACUACACUAAUGAAAAGUUGCAACAAUUUUUUAACCAUCAUAUGUUCGUUUUAGAACAGAACGAAUAUUUAAAAGAAAAUAUUCGAUGGGAUUUUAUUGACUAUGGUAAAGACUUGCAGUAUACCAUUGAUUUAAUUGAAAAGAAGAAUCAACCCGCAGGUAUUCUAUCAAUUCUUGAUGAGGAGUCGAUUUUGCCAAAAUCUACCGAUGAGUCGUUCUAUUCUAAGCUUAUGUCAGCUUGGGAUAGUAAUUCCUCUAAAUUUAAACGUUCAAAACUUCCAAGAUGUUUUGUCCUUGAACACUAUGCAGCCAACGUUGAGUAUAAUAUUGAUGGUUGGCUAUCAAAAAAUAAAGAUCCAUUAAAUGAUAACUUGUUGUCUGUAUUAACAGGAUCAUCAAAUGCAUUGAUAUCGGCAUUUUACAAUGAACAUCUUGGUCGUAGCAUGAGUAAAACUGCGUCCACUCGUCAUAAGGAGCAACUUACUGUAUUACUUGAGCAAUUAUCAUCCACAGAUCCACACUUUGUGCGUUGUAUUGUCCCAAACACCAAGAAAAAGGCUAAAAAUUUCGAUAGGAAGUUAAUUUUGGAUCAAUUGCGUUGCAAUGGUGUUUUAGAAGGCAUCAGAAUUGCGAGGGAGGGAUAUCCUAACCGAAUCUUCUUUAAAGAGUUCUAUCAGAGGUAUAAGAUUCUUUCUAAAGAAUACAGAUUCUCAAAUAACUCUAAAAAGAAUUGCGAAGUAUUACUUUCUUUCCUACGACUAGAUCCAACUGUAUACAAAGUGGGUAAUACUAAACUAUUUUUCAAAGCAGGUGUCUUGGCCCAAUUGGAAUCCCAAAAGGAAGAUAAGAUUGCCAAAAUUGUGACAAAGAUGAACAGUAUUAUUCAAGGUAAGAUUAUUAGGGCCUCAGUUAACCAACAAGUCCAAAAGUUGCAAGCAGCAAAAGUUUUGAGUUCCACAUUUAAUCUAUAUGCUAAGCUGAUGGAAGAUCCAUGGUACAACUUGUAUAUUAAGAUUAAGCCUAUGUUAGGAUCAUCCCAGUCUUUAGCAAGGUCCAAAAAAAUUGCUGAACAGAUAAAGCAAUUGGAGAAAGAAUUAAAUGUAGUUAAAGGUGAAAAGAAGCAUCUGGAAACUAAGCAUAUCAACGUGGAAAAAGAGCUACAAGAAGUUCGCGCCUUACUAUUAACAGAAACAGAAAAACUACAGAACUAUCAGCGUUUGUACGAAUCAACGAAAAAAAGGGAACAGGAACUACAGGUUGCAUACGAUGAGGCAGUUAAAUUUAGAGAUACCCUAAAAUCAGAAGAAUCCUUGAGCCAAGAAGAAUACUCGAAGUUCCAAGACGAUUUGAAGCAAUUAAGAAACUUUAGAGAUGAAAGUACUGCAAAGAUUAAGCAGUUAGAGUCUGAAAAGGCCCAACUUUUGAAUCAAAUAAAGACUAUGAAAUCCGAAGCAGACAGCGGGGAAAAAUAUGAAAAUAAGUAUAAUGCAGAAAAGGCUGCUUUAGAAGAAGAGUUGAAAAAGCUGCAAAAUGAAUUGCGCAUAAAAGUGAAGAAGUCAAGUGAUCUUGAAGCGGCGGCAAAUAACUCUAAUGUAGAACUGAAAACAAAAGUACAACAAUUGGAAAGAGGGGUUUCUAGUACAAGCAGAAGACUAGAAGAUCUUGUAAGCGAAAAUAAAACUUUGAAGUUUGAGUUAGAACGGGCAAGGAAAGAACAUCAAGAUGCUCAUCGACAUCUAGCUUCGAAAACAAAAGAGUUGGCAAGGUUGACUGAACGUUUUGAAGUUGAAAAAGCACAGGUAACAGCUCUGACAAAAGAAAGGGAUUCUCUUAUUACAGGUAAUGAAAGCAUUACCAGUGAAUUAAGACAGUCUAGGACCGAAGCCAACGAGUUUAAGAAAAAAUUUGAGGAGCUGAAGCCCUCAGCAGAAUCAACAAAAGAAGAUUUAUUUAUGCCCAGCCCUUCUUCUCCGGGAGGUUUAAUCAAUAUUGAGAAUAAAGUUAAUAUAUUAGAAGAUGAAUUGGCCAAAGAGCGUGCUAUGAAUCGAUUUUUGAAUGAAAAACUACUAUCUAAUUUUCAUGGGAAGGGUGCUUUUCAUGAAAUGCAACAUAGGGAUCAUUUGGAUGGUGAUGAUCUUAAUAAUAAUUUCGAGGAAAUUAAAUUAAAGUUGAGAAAGACAUCCUUUAGACUAGAAAAGGAGUUAGAAGAGAAGAAGGAAUUAAUUUCUCGUUUGCGUUUUACCGAAACUAGAUUGGCAUCAUCGUCAUUUGACAAUCAAACGAUAUGUACUCAGUUGAAAAAGUUAAAAGAAUUGGUCCAAAAGUCCAAUUCAAAUAUCAAUAUUGAGAAGGAAUUGGAGGAAGUUGAUAUAAUUGAAUUUAAUCAUGAGAAGUUGUUGUUAGAAAUUGAUUUUUUGAAAAGACAAUAUGAACACGAGAAGAAUGCACGUGUAAAUGCAGAACAUGUUGCAUCUUCACUUCACAGCAAAUUCAGGCAGAUUCAACGUUCAGAUUCAGUUCCGGAUAUUUAUAAGUUAAAAUAUGAAGCCAGUGAAGAACGUGUUAGGGCCUUAGAAGGUAAAUUACUUCAGUCUCCAAGAAAAGACAAGACAAAUACUGCCAAUGGAGAAAUAUUUCUACAUCGUGAAUCAAUCUCCAAGUAUGAAGAUGAAUUAAAACUGCACAAAUUAGAGAAUUACAAACUACAAGAUUAUUUAAAAGAGUGUAAUAAGCAGAUCAACUCCUUGAAUCAUGACCUCAAGAUUUCUAAGGUGACUGAAAACGCACUCAGAGAACAAUGUUCACAAUUGGAACAAGAUCUUCUGUCUACUGAGAAACAGAAGCAAUUGUUGCAAUCGAGUGUGAAGCACCAUCAAAAUCAAUAUGAAAACUGUAUUAAUGAUUUACAUGCUACGGAGGCCCAAAUGAGGGACCUUGUACAUUCUUUGAAACAGUCAGAAGAGGAUAUUCAAACGAUGACUGAUUUGAUUCAAAAAUUGCGGAGCCAAAACAAGCAGAAAGAGGUCUUGAUCUGGGAUUUAGAGAAAGCAUUAGGACAUUUAGAAGGGCAGCUUGGUGAGCGUAACAUUGAACUGCAAAAGCUAAAUUCCCUGAACCAAGUUUUGUCUGAUGAUCUGAAUCACUUUAAGGAUCGCAUAAAGGUCACUGAAGAUAACAGCAAAUAUUUGGCUGAGAUUGGAAGAUUAAAAACCGAAUUGGACGCUUCUCUGAGGACUGAAACAGAGCUUAAGAAGGAGAUUUCUAACCUGACUUACCAUAGAAAUGCAUUCCAGGCUGAUUCGGAAUCCAAGAUCGUUAACCUAGUACAACAAAAUAGCCAUUAUGAGAAGUUCCUGCAAGAUUUGGGGGCUCAAAAAGAUGCAUCAGAACAGGUUCAAAAUGCAUUACAAGCUAAAGUCAAGUCCUUGGGGCUAAAGGUAGAUAGGUUGAAUGAUGAUCUCAAUGUUUUAACACAGGAAAAGGAAAAAUUGGAGCAAGAAAGAAAUUAUUUGAAAGCAAAACUCCAAGAUUCCAAUGUAGACUUUGAAAAAUCUGUGAAUGAUAGGGAUAAUAUAUUUAAUGAACUCGAGUUUUUGAGAGAAUCAUUGGCGUUGCAGCAACAACAAACUGAAAGGAAUGAAGCUUUUGUUGAGAAGCUACAAGAAGAAAUCCAAUUGGCUAAGGAUGCCUUUACUCAAGAGAAGGAAAAGAAUAUCGAAUUGUUUGAGGAAAACCAAUCGUUGGGCAAGUCGAACCUGCAGUUACGUCAACAUGUAGAAAAAUUAGAGCACGAUUUAUCAGAUACUUCAGAAAAGAAUGCAUGGGUUGAUAGAAUUCAUGAACUAGAAUCUAAACUAAAGGAGGAAUCCGAAUUAAAGUUCGAAGAAAUGAAAAAGAGCCAGACUCUGUAUCGUACACUGGAAGAACUGAAUAGUGCUGCGGAUAAUCAAAAUAAGGCCAUUUCAAUUGCUGCUAAAGACAGAGAGUCUGUUGAAAAGCAGUUAUUUGAGGUCGGAGGUCGUGUUGAAGGAAUGGAGAAACACAUUUUACAACAAGAUGCUACUAUUAAAAGGUUGGAAAAAGAGAACAUAUAUUAUAAGGAUAGAGUGGCUGAAUUAGAACAAGAAACAUAUUUAUGGAAGGAGAGGUAUAAAGGAUUAUCAACUCAUCGUAGGAGUAUGGCCCAACCGACAGAAGAAGUUUUCAUAUAG
Molecule: messenger RNA, 5565 nt
Organism: Eremothecium cymbalariae DBVPG#7215
Lineage: Eukaryota; Fungi; Ascomycota; Saccharomycetes; Saccharomycetales; Saccharomycetaceae
Gene: MYO1
Product: myosin 1
Exons: 1
Coding region: 1-5565 (1854 amino acids)
Biological process (GO): vesicle transport along actin filament; actin filament organization
Cellular component (GO): vesicle; myosin complex; cytoplasm
Molecular function (GO): actin filament binding; ATP binding; microfilament motor activity
Source: RefSeq, a predicted model, not a curated record